AUGGAGGAGCAAAUCGCUAAUCUGCAAACAAAAUUGAAGCUCUUAAACUUUACAGCUAAAAAGACAGAUUCUACCAUCGCCAAAGCAGACAUCGACGUCUCGGAAAGACUAUGUUCAUCGAUCAAAGCUAUGAUAAAGGCCGUAAGCGACGUUAAAGAAACAAUCGAAGAACAGAAGUUUAAAUCAGGGGCAACCGUAGAAAUUGUUAGCGAAUGGAGCGACGAAAUCGAACAACAAAUUGAAUUCGCAGACGAACAGGUGCGAAAAAUAGCAAACCAGAUUCGAGAGAUAAACUACGAGUUUAAACAAGCCGAGGACGUUAAAAAGAGAGAUGCACAACUUGAAUUCGAACGGGCUCAAGUAGAAUUACAACAACAACACGAGAAACACGAAAGAGACGAGCAGAUUGCACAAGAAGCCAAGAUUUUAGAUCAAAAACUUCAAUAUCAAAAACUAUUCGAAGAAUCGCAAACUAGCGUGCCAAAAGACGGAGUACAAGCCAAAUUGCCGAAGCUACAGAUAACCAAAUUUAAUGGGCAAUUUAGCGACUGGUUAAGGUUUUGGAACCAAUUUAUCGCGAUUAUCGACAGCCAAAACAUCAGUCCAAUAACGAAGUUCUCAUAUCUUAAAGAACACUUGGACCCAAAAGUAAAACGAUGCAUCGACGGGCUACCAUUUACGGACAAGGGAUAUACUAAAGCAAAAGAAAUACUAGUCGAAAAAUACGCCAACGAAAGCGAGAUUGUCAACUCUUACGUCGAAGAAAUAAUUUCUUUACCAACAAUCAACGGAUCUCAACCGGGAAAAAUUCAUUCAUUUUUUGAGAAACUUCGAUAUAAUGUACAAUCGCUGGAAACACUGAAUAAGCUGAGCGACGUAAACGGAUACGUCAGGAUGACAAUUAACAAACUUCCGAGCAUACGCGGAGAUCUGGUACGAACCGACCCGAAAUGGAAGGACUGGACGUUUGUUCAACUAUGCGAAGCUUUACGAGAUUGGACUGAAAGAAACCCAGUCGAAAACAACCAAUCAGAAGAUAAACGAAGAGAUAGAUAUGCCAAAGCAUUCAACACGCAACAGAAGAAAGACCCAACCAAACCGCGGGCAUGUGUUUACUGUGAUUCGAUGGAGCAUAAGUCGACAACUUGUUCAGUCGUUAGCACACCUGUGGACCGAAAGAAGAUACUUGCACAAAAGAAACUAUGCUAUAAUUGUGCUGGGGGGUCACAUCGCGCUGCUGAAUGUCGAAGUACCACCACGUGUCGGAACUGCGGUAAAAGACACCAUACGUCGAUCUGCGAUCCUGAAGCAAAAUUAGAGAUGUUAAAGUCAGCGCAUCAAGCCGACGAAAGCGAGGUGAUAUAUCCAGUCGUUUUGCUAGAGAUAGAUGGUAUCAAGACGAGAGCUUUACUUGAUACUGGGGCUGGGAGCUCGUAUGCUUCGGCCAGACUAAUCAAUGCACUUCACAAACAGCCUACGGAAACUAAGACCAAACGCAUAGAGAUGAUGCUUGGUUCGACUACAACGAAAGUGGAGAUUUAUAACGUUAAGGUCAAGUCAAUAGACGGUGGUUUUACCAUGGAUGUCAAUGUAACCAAGGUGGACAAACCACAGUUAAUGCAUUUGGAUAACCCAAAUUAUGAGACAUUGUUGAAAAAUCACUCUCAUCUUAAUGGAGUACAGAUCAACGACGUUGAUGUCAACCCACAUCUAGCUGUUCAUGUUGUGCUUGGCGCCAGUGAAUACGCUGCAAUUAAAACGAAGACUGCACCAAGAGUCGGAUCACCCGGUCAACCAAUCGCAGAAUAGACCUUGCUCGGUUGGACGAUUAUGUCACCAGGUAGAGAAGUAGAUACUGCUCCACUAUUGCUUACCAGCUCCACGAGUGUCGACUUCGACCAGCUUUGUAGUCUUGAUGUGCUCGGUUUGGCUGAUUCACCUGCGGGAGAUCAACUCGAAGUGCACCAAUAAUUCAAGGAGCAGCUGACGCGUAGUCCGGAGGGGUGGUAUGAAACCGGGCUCCCCUGGAAAGACAACCACCUAGAGCUACCUACCAACAAGACCGGAAGUAUCCGAAGGCUUCAGCAGCUGGUGAAGAAGUUAGAACGGGACAACAAUUAUACAGCAUAUGGCAAUGUUAUUCAAGAACAGAUCGAACAGGGAGUGGUUGAGGUAGCCCCAGCAGUAGUUGUUGGUAACGAAUUUUACCUACCACAUAAAGCUGUAAUCAGACAACAAGCGGAAAGUUCGAAGUUGAGAGUAGUUUAUGACGCUUCGGCGAAAGAACGAGGAGACCAGCCAUCACUAAAUGACUGUCUACACCCUGGUCCAGCUCUACAGAACUUGCUAUGGACAGUACUUGUGAGAAACCGAAUUCACCCAGUUGCGAUUACUGGGGAUCUACAGAAAGCAUUUCUACAGGUCCGAAUACGGGAAGCAGAGCGCGACGCUCUUAGAUUCCACUGGAAACCUCCUUGUCAAUCAAACAUAGAGGUUUAUUGUUUUACUCCAGUCCUAUUUGGGUUGACGUCCUCUCCAUUCCUGUUGGGUGGGGUCAUCAAUCAACAUAUGGGAAGAUCGGUACCCAGACUCCCAGAGUUCGUAGAGGAAAUACGUAAAGUAUAGACUUACCUUACCUUUACCUUACCAAGAAGCCCAAAUCAAGACGUCGAAGGCAAAGGAGAUCUUCCUUGAUGCUAAGUUCAACCUGAACAAGUGGCACAGCAAUGAAAGCGAGUUAAAGUUGGACAACGACGCGAAAGACGGAAAUGAUGAACUAUCAUAUGCCAAACAGCAGCUGGGAACUACAUCAUCAGAAACUAAGUUACUGGGCCUUCCCUGGGACAAAGAGAAUGACACCCUGAGAAUUGAAUUUCCUCAGGUGGAGACGGAGCCGACUAAACAAGGAGUCUUGUCUACCCUAGCCAAAGUGUAUGACUAA
Messenger RNA from Paramuricea clavata, 2941 nucleotides. The record is from the annotation of a GenBank genome assembly. NCBI's taxonomy places the organism in Eukaryota, Metazoa, Cnidaria, Anthozoa, Malacalcyonacea, Plexauridae.